Messenger RNA from Anolis carolinensis (green anole), 2329 nucleotides. RefSeq names its product zinc finger protein with KRAB and SCAN domains 7. The record is from RefSeq and is a predicted model, not a curated record. Gene Ontology annotation, biological process: regulation of DNA-templated transcription. The coding region runs from base 173 to 1771 and encodes 532 amino acids. The transcript has 5 exons. NCBI's taxonomy places the organism in Eukaryota, Metazoa, Chordata, Lepidosauria, Squamata, Anolidae.
AGGGGCGUGGCCUACAAGGGCGAGGCCCCGCCCACCUCGGCAGCCGAAGCAGCCCGGAAGAGACGUUGCAACAACAAAGGAUUGGAGAGCUGGGAAAGCAAGCCUUGCUUCCUUUUCAUUCCUCCCCCCCCCCCUGUCCUCGCAGCAAUUGGCCUUUGCUUCAUGACAUAAAAUGAAAGGAAGACGGUCUUCAGCCCAGGUGGAAAAGGAUAUGGACCCCCGAUUGAAGGCGGAGGAGGCAAACAAGACAUGGGGCAGAAGAAGCGCUGAAUUCUGGGGGAGACCGAGGGAAGACGCCCUGGACGAGAUGGCCCUCGGCACAGACCUUCAGUCCCAGCGCUUGCGGUGGUUCCACUUCCAGGAGGCCGACGGGCCCCGAGAGCUUUGCAGCCAGCUCCACAAACUCUGCUCCCAGUGGCUGAAGCCGGAGAAGCACACCAAAGCCCAGAUGCUGGACCUGGUGCUCCUGGAGCAGUUCCUGGCCGUCCUUCCUCCGGAGAUGGAGAGCUGGGUCCGGGAAUGUGGGCCGGAGACCAGUUCCCAGGCGGUGGCUUUGGCCGAAGGAUUCCUCCUGAGCCAGACGGAGGAGAAGAAGCAGAAGCAGCAGCAGCAGGAGAGUGAUGUCCUUCAGACCCAGGAGGUCCCACUGGACACCAGUCAGAGGUUCUCUUCCAGGUGGAACCAGCUGGAGGGCGAUGGCGUUGAUUCAGUGCUGGCAGAACAUGAUGGCUUAUCUCUUUGUGACGCAGGAGACAUGGCAUCAGCGCAACAGUUUCAGGUGACCUUUGAGGAUGUGUCUGUGCAUUUCAGUGACGAGGAGUGGGCUCUCCUGGAUGCGGAUCAACAGGCCCUGCACUGGGAGGUCAUGGAGGAGAAUUAUAAGAUGGUGGCUUCUCUUGCUGGUGAUGGAGAGGAGAGUGAAAACAGAGGCGCGCUGUGUACGGUGUGGCUGCAAACGCUGAGAUGUGAAGAGGAGGAAGAGCAAAGUGAGAUUGCAGAAGCAGACGUCGAUGGAAGGAGCCAGUGGCUUGCCGAUCCCUGGGAAAUCACGGUCCGAGAGAUUGCAGAUCAAACGCGGGAGAUGGAGAACUGCCUCUUCUACGAGGAAGACUUUUUCCACCUGAACGGUGAUGCCACGAACCCCAUGGAGACGGGGCCGCCUAAAUACCAUCAGUUGGGAGACGGCUUUGGAUACAGUCUACACCUUGCAAACUACGACAAAUCCGACAUGGUGGAGGAGCCGUACAAAUGCCUGGAGUGCGGGAAAGUCUUCCAUUAUAGCGGGAAUCUCACUCGACACAGAAGGAUACACAUGGUGGACAAGCCCUUUAAGUGCCUCUUGUGUGGGAAAGGCUUUGCUGAGAAGAGAAACCUCAUCGGGCACGAAAUGAAUCACAGGGGAGACCGGCCUUACAAGUGCCCCGAGUGUGGGAAGGGUUUCGGCUACAAAGCAAACCUCAAAAGGCACCAGAUCUUCCACAGGGAAGAGAAGUCGUACACGUGCCAGGCGUGCGGGAAGUGCUUCCACCAAAAGACAGACCUCACCAGGCACGAAAAAAUCCACACGGGAGAGAAGCCGUUCAAGUGCCUGGAGUGCGGAAGGGCUUUUGCUCAGAAGAGGAGCCUCAUUGGGCACGAAAUGAACCACAGGGGAGAGAAGCCCUACACGUGCCUGGAGUGUGGGAUGAGCUUCAGCCAGAAGCCACACCUCAAGAGGCACCAGACUGUUCACACAUUGAAGAAAACACGCAUGGAUAGGAAGCUGCUCUAAGUAUUGCAUCGAUCCCUUCCUGCCUUGAUUCAAGACACUUUGGGUCUUCUUUUGACACAUUUUGGCAAAAAAAUACUGGACUUGUGGCCCUGUUGAUGCCUCAUCCACUGAUAGGAUGUGGCAUCCUCUUAGCCAUAUAUACAGUAGAGUCUCACUUAUCCAAGCUAAACAGGCCGGCAGAAGCUUGGAUAAGCGAAUAACUUGGAUAAUAAGGAGGGAUUAAGGAAAAGCCUAUUAAACAUCAAAUUAGAUUAUGAUUUUACAAAUUAAGCACCAAAACUUCAUGUUAUACAACAAAUUUGACAGAAAAAGUAGUUCAAUAGGCAGUAAUGUUAUGUUGUAAUUACUGUAUUUACGAAUUUAGCACCAAAAUAUCACGAUAUAUUGAAAACAUUAACUACAAAAAUGGCUUGGAUUAUCCAGAGGCUUGGAUAAGUGAGGCUUGGAUAAGUGAGACUCUACUGUACUUACAUUUUGCGCUUGUUUAGAAAGUACGUUGAAAUUUGUUAAGUUUCUUCUAUUUUACAGAAUUGAACAGAAGUAAAGGUAUCUUGUGGC